GGUGCCUUUAUCUAGCUUACAUCACCCUGGCACCAGAUAUAUCAACCUGUGACUUCUCAACACUGACAGACAUUCACCAAACUGACAGCACUCUGCGUCUGACCCGAGGAGACUUUCUACCACAUGAAUACUACCACAACUGUGAAGAUGACCCUUGUGUUGUUUUUGCUGUGUUCCGGAUUUUUUCACUUUACUUUUGCAUCAAACCAUCUACGACAUUUCCGUCUUAGUCAAUUAUACGUAACUUGGAAUGCUAAAUUGAAUGCAUGCAACCACACAAAUGAAUCACUUGUAACUCUCUAUGAUGAAGAAGAUGCCAAUUUCAUAGUCAAGUUUUUGGAGAAACAUGGUGAUGGGAAACUUAGCUUGCUGGGUCUGCAUUACAAUCGAACCACCACUUGGUCAGACGGGACCCCGAUCACAUUCAAUAAGUCAUCUGUGAAUCUAACAAAUGGGGAGCAAACAUGUGAAGCUAUUAAAAACAACACAUGGAGAGGUUUUAACUGUUCAGAGAGGAAGUAUUUCAUGUGCUCCAAGGGUGAUGAUUACACCCUGAUUAAAAAUGAGAAGAACUGGUGUCAGGCUCUGCAAUACUGCAGAACGCAUUUCACCAACUUGGUCAGCAUCCAUAACAUCACGCAAAAUAGUAAAGUGAUUAAAGAGGGAAAUAACUCAAGCUUUUGGAUUGGACUCCUGCACGAUGAAUGGGAAUGGUUGGACAAAAGCUGCUCUUCAUUCAGAAAAUGGUAUCCUCCUGACCCUGUUAAUGUGGAAUGCACAAGCAUCUAUACUAACAAUGAUGACCCACUAUCAUUGUAUCCAUUCUCAUGUGAAAAUGAAGCAAAUAUCAUUUGCUCCAAAGGCACUGUGAGAAUCAAAGUCAUUGACCGACCUUUAACUUGGGAACAGGCCUUUGACUAUUGCAAGGCCCACCACACAGGCCUGCUGUGGAUUGAGGAUGAGGAAGACCAGUGGGCUGUUGAACAAUGGCUGAAUCACACUGAUGUUGGUGGUUCAUUCUGGAUUGGUCUGAGGCAGAGCCGUGUCUUUGGAUUCUGGAUUUGGAGUGACAGGACAGUGACCUAUAGUAAAUGGAAGGAUAACAAACCACCUGAGAUGCCCUUGUCUAAUCACUGUGGUGUCAUCGAGAAGGACGACAAGAAGGACGACUACAGGUGGAGGGAUGAAAACUGUUGGCUCCAGCUACCUUUUCUUUGUGAGGAGGAAAUUGUAUUCAUGAAUAAAUAGUUAAUAGUUGUAAAGUUUUGCUGAUAGAUUAGAUUUGAAUGUAGAAUCAAUGUGAUGCCUGAUCAUGGAGCUGAAAGUUGGCAACAUAACCCCUAAGAUUCUUCUGUAAUGAUCUGGUGUUUUUUCUGAAUUUAGUUGGUACAGAAUUAUUGACGUGUUUUUUUCUUCUAUGUUGAUGAAUUUGAUAUUUGGUGUUUAAAUACUGGAUGAUGAUGAUGAUGAUGAUGAUUAUUGUUAUUACUGUUAUUAUUGUUAUUAUUAUUAUAUUCUGUAAUUCUGUAGAAAGAUUAUGAGUAUAGGUUUGUAGUUAUUUAAAAUUACCUGUAAGUAAUGAUAAACUACAGGGACAAAAGUGGAAGCAAAUCCAAAUAUGGUUGAAAUUCAUUUAUUCUUCGGUUUGUAAUAAGUGACUGUAUUUCUCAUAUUGAUUUUUUUAUUAAAAAAGUCCCACUCAGGGACAUGGGUUUGCUCUAUAGAUGAUUUACUUUUAAGUCUUAUAAAUUAUAAAUGUGAUAUGACAGCACAUAGAAGA
Molecule: messenger RNA, 1780 nt
Organism: Micropterus salmoides (largemouth bass)
Lineage: Eukaryota; Metazoa; Chordata; Actinopteri; Centrarchiformes; Centrarchidae
Product: C-type mannose receptor 2
Exons: 5
Coding region: 124-1248 (374 amino acids)
Source: RefSeq, a predicted model, not a curated record